AUGGCGAGCAAGCAACUCAUCCUCGUUGCGUCAUCUUUUCUUCUCAUUGCAUUGGCCUUCUUCCCUUCCACAACCGCCACCGCAUACCCUUCAAAGUCCGAAGUGCAUGUGGUUGUGGAAGGCAUGGUCUACUGCCAGAGCUGUGACUACAGUGGCUGGUCCUUAACUGGAGCUACACCACUCCCUUCGGCUAAAGUCAGCGUUGUCUGCAAAAACAACAUAGGCCAAGUUGGUUACUACAAGACUUUCCAAGCAAAUGCUAAUGGCUAUGUGUAUGCUGAGCUAGAAGGCAACAAAAUGAACAGUGUAAUGGAUUAUCCCCUUCAGAAUUGCCUAGUGAAGUUAGCCUCUUCUCCUCUUCAUAAAUGCAACCUUGCUACCAAUGUCAAUUUCGGACUUGAUGGAGCGCAUCUCCGGUCUGAAGGAAAGAGUCACACAAGUCUGAAUUACAAGGCUGUCAUAUAUGCUGCAGGGCCCUUAGCUUUCCGUCCUGCUCAUUGCCCUUACACUACUCACCAUUAA
Rosa chinensis is the source of this 522-nucleotide messenger RNA. Its product is annotated as non-classical arabinogalactan protein 30. Bases 1 to 522 code for a protein of 173 amino acids. NCBI's taxonomy places the organism in Eukaryota, Viridiplantae, Streptophyta, Magnoliopsida, Rosales, Rosaceae. The record is from RefSeq and is a predicted model, not a curated record. The transcript has a single exon.